UUGAGGUUAGGGUGAGGGUGGCAGCUACUGAGGCUACUUACGGGUCUUGACGAAGAUCUGCAUGGUGGCAGGCUAGGUAUGUAGACUUGCUGAGGGAGUGUGCUGUGAUGGGUGGAUGGUUGGGGUUGGAGUUGUAGUGUCGGAGCGAGUAUGGGAGUGGGUUAAAGGAGACACGGAGGUGGGAGGGCAGCAGAGGGUUUAUGUAGGCAGGAGUAGGCGGCAAGCGGAGGCUGUGAGUGAAGGCUCGGUGGUGAGUAAUGACCCAAGUGGCCCGUGCGCCGCCUGGAAACAGGGCAGCGAACGUUCGAGCGCCUUCGGUGGUGCGGCAAGCCAGGCAGUCGCGCCCUCACACCAUCACAGCCGCCUCCACCGGCACUUCACACAGAGAAGAAUUUGUGCAGAACUUUCACUUGAAUUGCUGUCUAUCCUCAGUGUAAAACUGUCGCAGAGUUGCUGUGACGCUAUGGCGAUGCUGGGCUUAGAUGGCAUGAGCAGUCCCCCACCUCCGUUAUCGCUCACCUCGCCAUGUGACCUCCCUUAUCGAAUCAGGCAGCUGCGACUCUAGCCCAGGCUGGUUUACUAACCUCUACUGCAGCUGAGAUAUCGGUCCCG
Molecule: messenger RNA, 612 nt
Organism: Lindgomyces ingoldianus
Lineage: Eukaryota; Fungi; Ascomycota; Dothideomycetes; Pleosporales; Lindgomycetaceae
Exons: 1
Coding region: 116-565 (149 amino acids)
Source: RefSeq, a predicted model, not a curated record